Molecule: messenger RNA, 9753 nt
Organism: Mus caroli (Ryukyu mouse)
Lineage: Eukaryota; Metazoa; Chordata; Mammalia; Rodentia; Muridae
Gene: Braf
Product: B-Raf proto-oncogene, serine/threonine kinase
Biological process (GO): protein phosphorylation; MAPK cascade
Cellular component (GO): plasma membrane; mitochondrion; cytosol
Molecular function (GO): ATP binding; MAP kinase kinase kinase activity
Source: RefSeq, a predicted model, not a curated record
GGCUCGGCUGCGCCCGGGGCCGCCGGCGGGUUCCAGAGGUGGCCUCCGCCCCGGCCGCUCCGCCCACGCCCCCCGCGCCUCCGCGCCCGCCUCCGCCCGCCCUGCGCCUCCCUUCCCCCUCCCCGCCCCGCGGCGGCCGCUCGGCCCGGCUCGCGCUUCGAAGAUGGCGGCGCUGAGUGGCGGCGGUGGCAGCAGCAGCGGUGGCGGCGGCGGCGGUGGCGGCGGCGGUGGCGGUGGCGACGGCGGCGGCGGCGCCGAGCAGGGCCAGGCUCUGUUCAAUGGCGACAUGGAGCCGGAGGCCGGCGCUGGCGCCGCGGCCUCUUCGGCUGCGGACCCGGCCAUUCCUGAAGAGGUAUGGAAUAUCAAGCAAAUGAUUAAGUUGACACAGGAACAUAUAGAGGCCCUAUUGGACAAAUUUGGUGGAGAGCAUAACCCACCAUCAAUAUACCUGGAGGCCUAUGAAGAGUACACCAGCAAGCUAGAUGCCCUUCAGCAAAGAGAACAGCAGCUUUUGGAAUCCCUGGUUUUUCAAACUCCCACAGAUGUAUCACGGAACAACCCCAAGUCACCACAGAAACCUAUCGUUAGAGUCUUCCUGCCCAACAAACAGAGAACAGUGGUACCUGCAAGAUGUGGUGUUACAGUUCGAGACAGUCUAAAGAAAGCACUGAUGAUGAGAGGUCUCAUCCCAGAAUGCUGUGCUGUUUACAGAAUUCAGGAUGGAGAGAAGAAACCAAUUGGCUGGGACACGGACAUUUCCUGGCUUACUGGAGAGGAGUUACAUGUUGAAGUACUAGAGAAUGUUCCACUUACAACACACAACUUUGUACGGAAAACUUUUUUCACCUUAGCAUUUUGUGACUUUUGCCGAAAGCUGCUUUUCCAGGGUUUCCGUUGUCAAACAUGUGGUUAUAAAUUUCACCAGCGUUGUAGUACAGAGGUUCCACUGAUGUGUGUAAAUUAUGACCAACUUGAUUUGCUGUUUGUCUCCAAGUUCUUUGAGCAUCACCCAGUACCACAGGAGGAGGCCUCCUUACCAGAGACUGCCCUUCCAUCUGGAUCCUCUUCCGCACCCCCCUCAGACUCUAUUGGGCCCCAAAUCCUCACCAGUCCAUCUCCUUCAAAAUCCAUUCCAAUUCCACAGCCCUUCCGACCAGCAGAUGAAGAUCAUCGCAAUCAGUUUGGGCAACGAGACCGGUCCUCCUCAGCUCCUAAUGUUCAUAUAAACACAAUUGAGCCUGUCAAUAUCGAUGAAAAAUUCCCAGAAGUGGAAUUACAGGAUCAAAGGGAUUUGAUUAGAGACCAGGGGUUUCGUGGUGAUGGAGCCCCCUUGAACCAACUGAUGCGCUGUCUUCGGAAAUACCAAUCCCGGACUCCCAGCCCCCUCCUCCAUUCUGUCCCCAGUGAAAUAGUGUUUGAUUUUGAGCCUGGCCCAGUGUUCAGAGGGUCAACCACAGGCUUGUCCGCCACCCCGCCUGCCUCAUUACCUGGCUCACUCACUAACGUGAAAGCCUUACAGAAAUCUCCAGGUCCUCAGCGGGAAAGGAAGUCGUCUUCUUCCUCAUCCUCGGAGGACAGAAGUCGGAUGAAAACACUUGGUAGAAGAGAUUCAAGUGAUGACUGGGAGAUUCCUGAUGGACAGAUUACAGUGGGACAGAGAAUUGGAUCUGGGUCAUUUGGAACUGUCUACAAGGGAAAGUGGCAUGGUGAUGUGGCAGUGAAAAUGUUGAAUGUGACAGCACCCACACCUCAACAGUUACAGGCCUUCAAAAAUGAAGUAGGAGUACUCAGGAAAACUCGACAUGUGAACAUCCUCCUUUUCAUGGGCUAUUCUACAAAGCCACAACUGGCAAUUGUUACACAGUGGUGUGAGGGCUCCAGCUUAUAUCACCAUCUCCACAUCAUUGAGACCAAAUUUGAGAUGAUCAAACUUAUAGAUAUUGCUCGGCAGACUGCACAGGGCAUGGAUUACUUACACGCCAAGUCAAUCAUCCACAGAGACCUCAAGAGUAAUAAUAUAUUUCUUCAUGAAGACCUCACGGUAAAAAUAGGUGACUUUGGUCUAGCCACAGUGAAAUCUCGGUGGAGUGGGUCCCAUCAGUUUGAACAGUUGUCUGGAUCUAUUUUGUGGAUGGCACCAGAAGUAAUCAGAAUGCAAGAUAAGAACCCGUAUAGCUUUCAGUCAGAUGUGUAUGCAUUCGGGAUUGUGCUGUAUGAACUGAUGACUGGCCAGCUACCUUAUUCAAACAUCAACAACAGGGACCAGAUAAUUUUUAUGGUGGGACGAGGAUACCUAUCCCCAGAUCUCAGUAAGGUACGGAGUAACUGUCCAAAAGCCAUGAAGAGAUUAAUGGCAGAGUGCCUCAAAAAGAAAAGAGACGAGAGACCACUCUUUCCCCAAAUUCUCGCCUCCAUUGAGCUGCUGGCCCGCUCAUUGCCAAAAAUUCACCGCAGUGCAUCAGAACCCUCCUUGAAUCGGGCUGGUUUCCAAACAGAAGAUUUUAGUCUGUAUGCUUGUGCUUCUCCGAAAACACCCAUCCAAGCAGGGGGAUAUGGAGAAUUUGCAGCCUUCAAGUAGCCAGCCCAUCAUGGCAGCAUCUACUCUUUAUUUCUUAAGUCUUGUGUUCAUAAAGUUUGUUAACAUCAAAACACAGUUCUGUUCCUCAUUUUUUAAAGAUACAAAAUUUUCAAUGCAUAAGCUCAUGUGGAACAGAAUGGAAUUUCCUAUUCAACAAAAGAGGGAAGAAUGUUUUAGGAACCAGAAUUCUCUGCUGCCCGUGUUUCUUCUUCAACAUAACUAUCACGUGCAUACAAGUCUGCCCAUUCCCAAGAAGAAAGAGGAGAGACCCUGAAUUCUGCCCUUUUGGUGGUCAGGCAUGAUGGAAAGAAUUUGCUGCUGCAGCUUGGGAAAAUUGCUAUGGAAAGUCUGCCAGUCGACUUUGCCCUUCUAACCACCAGAUCAGCCUGUGGCUGGUCAUCUGAUGGGGCGAUUUCCAUCACCAAGCAUCGUUCUUGCCUAUUCUGGGAUUAUGUUGUGGAGCACUUUCCCUAUCCACCACCGUUCAUUUCUGAGGGAUGGAGUAAAUGCAGCAUACCCUUGUGUAGCGCCUGUUUAGUCCUCAGCAGCUGCUGUCACAGUGAAGCUCUUUACAGUUAAGUGGUGGGGGAGAGUUGAGGAGAGCCUGCCUCGGGGGCAGAGAAAAGGGGAUGCUGCAUCUUCCUCCUCACCUCCAGCUCUCUCACCUCGGGUUGCCUUGCUCACUGGGCUCCACCUAACCACUCAGGCUGGUCAGUGCUGGCACACAUUGCCUUCUUUUCUCAUUGGGUCCAGCAAUUGAGGAGAGGGUUGGGGGAUUGUUUCCUCCUCGAUGUAGCAAAUUCUCAGGAAAAUACAGUCCAUAUCUUCCUCUCAGCUCUUCCAGUCACCAAAUACUUACGUGGCUCCUUUGUCCAGGACAUAAAACACCGUGGACAACACCUAAUUAAAAGCCUACAAAACUGCUUACUGACAGUUUUGAAUGUGAGACACUUGUGUAAUUUAAAUGUAAGGUACAGGUUUUAAUUUCUGAGUUUCUUCUAUUUUUAUUUAAAAGAAGAAAAUAAUUUUCAGGUUUAAUUGGAAUAAAUGAGUACUUCCCACAAGACUAUAUACCCUGAAAAUUAUAUUUUUGUUAAUUGUAAACAACUUUUAAAGAAUAAUUAUUAUCCUUUUCUCUACCUAAAAUUAUGGGGAAUCUUAGCAUAAUGACAAUUAUUUAUACUUUUUAAAUAAAUGGUACUUGCUGGAUCCACACUAACAUCUUUGCUAACAAUCCCAUUGUUUCUUCCAUCUUAACUCCUACACUACAUCCUACAUCCUCUUUCUAGUCUUUUAUCUAUAAUAUGCAACCUAAAAUAAAAGUGGUGGUGUCUCCAUUCAUUCUUCCUCUUCCUUUUUUCCCCAAGCCUGGUCUUCAAAAGGUUGGGUAAUUCAGUACCUGAGCUCCCUAGGUGGAAAUGGAACUAUUAGGGACAUUGGAGUUGCAGGAAAGCAUGAAGCCUGUCCCCAGUUGUUCUUCUAGAACCCUAAAUCUUAUCUUUGCACAGAUCAAAAGUAUCACCUCGUCACAGUUCCCCUUAGCCUUUACUUACAGGUAAUAUAAAAAUCACCAUAGUAGUAAAGAAAACAACUGGAUGGAUUGAUGACCAGUACCUCUCAGAGCCAGGAAUCUUGAAUCUCCAGGAUUUAAACAUGCAAAUUUAAGGAGAUGUACUUAGCAACUUCAAGCCAAGAACUUCCAAAAAAAAAAAAAAAUACUAUCGAAUCUAAAAUAAAAUGGAAUUUUGAGUUAUUUUUAAAGUUCAAAUUAUAAUUGAUACCACUAUGUAUUUAAGCCUACUCACAGCAAGUUAGAUGAAUUCUGCUAAACUCAUUGCCAGACUGUGGUGGUGGUAGUAGUGUGCACCUUUAAUCCAAGCAACUCAGCAAUCAGAAUGAGGUAAAUCUCUGUGAAUACAAGGCCUGCCUAGUCUGCAGAGCUAGUUCCAGGAUAGCCAGGGCUACACAUACACACACACACACACACACACACACAAACCCUAUCUCAAAAAAACAAAAUUAAUUAAUUGAUAAUAAAAAAUAACUAAAGUAUCAUCAAAGGAAGGCCUACUGGAAGUUUUAUAUAUUCCCAGUAAAUUGAAAAAUAUUCUGAAGUUAUUAACCAGUUAGCAACAAUGUGUUUUUAAGUCUUACGUAAAUAGAGCAAAGUCUUAAAAUGUUCAAGAGCUGAGAAGAUAAUUGUGCUUGAUAUGAAAAAUAGCCUCUCUGUAUGAUGUGCCACAUCGAGAGGCAUCAUUACCCUUUUAAAUGCUUCUUAAUGUGGCUUUGUUCCCUUUACCCAGGAUUAGCUAGAAAGAGCUAGGCUUCGGCCACAGUUGCACAUUUCGGGCCUGCUGAAGAAUGGGAGCCUUGAAGGCUGGCCUUGGUGGAGGAGCACCUCAGUACUGGAGGAUGGGGCCUGUACGCAGCAUGGAAGUGGUCUAGACAGAGUGCAAAGCGACAGACUUCUUUCUCAUUUUAGUAUAGGGUAAUGUCUCACUUGAAAAGGGAAAGUAGAGUUGAUAUUAAACGAAGCUGUGCCCAGAAACCAGGCUCAGGGUAUUGUGAGAUUUUUUUUUUUUUAAAUAGAGAAUAUAAAAGAUAGAAAUAAAUAUUUUAUCCUUCCUUCUUAUUUUCUAUCAAAUAGAUUUUUUUUGUCAUUUACAAACAACAUAAAAAAGGUUUCUUUUGUAGGGUUUUCUUUCCUUCUUUUUUUUUUUUUAGACUGCAGAUAAUCUUGUUGAGCUCCUCAGAAAAUACAAGGAAGUCCUUGUUUGUGCAGAGCACUUUAUGAGUAACUGUAUAGACAGAGUGUGGCUGCUUCACUCAUCCUAGAGGGCUGUAGCUGUCGGGCCAUGAAGUGGCUGCAGUGCCUCGUGAGAUCUGUUUUGUUUUGUUUGGAGUGAAUUCUUUGAAAGGUUUGAGUGCAACUAUGUAGGAGUGUUUUUAAAUAAGUAGCAUUCCUGAUGAACUUUCUCACUAUUAAGCUACAGGACCCAAACUCUACCACUAAGAUAUUAUUAACCUCAAAAUGUAGUUUAUAGGAGGAAUUUGCAAAUAGAAUAUCCAGUUCUUUCUUAUAUGCAUCUUCAACAAAGAUUCUCUGUGACUUGUCGGGUUUGGUUCCUGAACAGCCCAUUUUUGUAUUUGAGGUUAGGAGGGCAUAAUGAGGCAUCCUAAAAGACAAUCUGAUAUAAACUGUAUGCUAGAUUUAUGCUGGUAUGGGAGAAAGCAUUCUGUAAAGACAUGAUUUAAGACUUCAGCACUGUCAACCAGAAACCUUGUAAAUACUUCCUGUCUUGGUGCAGCCCCGCCCCUUUGAUCACACCAUGUUGUCUUGUGCUUGUCAGACACUGUCAGAGCUGCUGUUCGUCCCUCUGCAGAUCUCACCUGUCCCCACUGCACACCCACCUCCUGCCUCUUGCAGACCUCAGCAUCUAGCUUUAGUUGGAAACAGUUCAGGGUUCAGGUGACUUCUUCAAAAAAAAAAAAAACUACCUCCUCAGAAUGAGGUAAUGAAUAGUUAUUUAUUUUAAAGUAUGAAAAGUCAGGAGCGCUAGAACAUGAAGAUGAUUUAAGAUUGUAACUUUCAUGUGUAUUGUAGUUGAGCACUUGUUUUUGUCCUAAAGGGCAUUAUACAUUUAAGCAGUGAUUCUGUUUAAAGAUGUUUUUCUUUAAAGGUGUAGCUCAGAGUAUCUGUUGUUGGAAUUGGUGCCAGAGUCUGCUUAAUAUAUUUCAGAAUCCUAACCUUAAGUCAGUCGCAUGAAGUUAAGUAGUUAUGGUAACACUUUGCUAGCCAUGAUAUAAUUCUACUUUUUAGGAGUAGGUUUGGCAAAACUGUAUGCCUUCAAAGUGAGUUGGCCACAGCUUUGUCACAUGUGCAGAUACUCAUCUGAAGAGACUGCCCAGCUAAGAGGGCAGAAGGAAACCCUUUUUUCAUAUGAUUUGCUUCUUUGUCCACGUUGGCAUUGUUAGUACUAGUUUAUCAGCACCUUGACCAGCAGAUGUCAACCAAUAAGCUAUUUUUAAAACCAUAGCCAGAGAUGGAGAGGUCACUGUGAGUAGAAACAGCAGGACGCUUACAGGAGUGAAAUGGUGUAGGGAGGCUCUAGAAAAAUAUCUUGACAAUUUGCCAAAUGAUCUUACUGUGCCUUCAUGAUGCAAUAAAAAAGCUAACAUUUUAGCAGAAAUCAGUGAUUUACGAAGAGAAUGGCCAGUCUGGUUUAACUCAGCUGGGAUAAUAUUUUUUAGAGUGCAAUUUAGACUGCGAAGAUAAAUGCACUAAAGAGUUUAUAGCCAAUUCACAUUUGAAAAAUAAGAAAAUGGUAAAUUUUCAGUGAAAUAUUUUUUUAAAGUACAUAAUCCCUAGUGUAGCCAGAAAUAUUUACCAUAUAGAGCAGCUAGGCUGAGACACAGUCCAGUGACAUUUCUAGAGAAACCUUUUCUACUCCCACGGGCUCCUCAAAGCAUGGAAAUUUUAUACAAAAUGUUUGACAUUUUCAGAUACUGCUGUAGUUUAGUUUUGAAAUAGUAUGUGCUGAGCAGCAGUCACGUACUAACUCCGUGAGAGAAAACCACAUCAAAUUGUGCGUCUGAUUUGUUUUCAGAGAAAUGCUGCCAAUUAGAUACUGAGUUUUCAGAGCUUCAAGUGUAAACUUGCCUCCCAAGACCUGUUUGCAAAGGAAGUUGGCUAGUGCUACUGACUGCUCCAGCACAUGAUGGGAGGCAGGGGGCUGUCUCUGAAGUGUCUUCUAGGAAGGGACAAUGGAAUAGUGAGAGACCUGGUCAGUGUGUGUCAGCUGGACACUCCAUGCUAUGGGACUUGCAUCUUCUGUCCUCACCAUCCCCAAGACAUUGUGCUUUCCCCAGUUGUCCUCUAGCUGUUUCACUCAGACACCAAGAUGAAUUACUGAUGCCAGAAGGGACCGAAAUGGCCAGUGUGUUUUGGGGGUUGUAUCAGUUCACUGGACAAUAACUUUAAUAGUUUCAGAUCAUUUAUUUUUACUUCCAUUUUGACAGAGACAUUUAAAUGGAAAUUUAGUCCUAACAUUUGUCAUUUGAAAGGAAAAAUUAACAGUUCCUAUAAGAUAAUUUUGAGGUGGAAUCUGACAUCCUAAUUUUUUUCUUUUCAGUGGGUUUGCAGUGAGGGUCUUGUAUGCACUAGGCAAGGGUUCUACCACUAAGCCACAUUUCCCAGGAAAUAAAAUGUUAACAGUUAAAACAAACACACACACACACAAAUACACAAACACCUUAUUACCACCUUAGUAAAGUGAGAGAUGUGGGUCCUUUGUCUCAGUCUCCACAAUUUCAGCUGCCCCUUUUAUGAAUUACUCAGUCUCGCUAAACUGCUUACUUUUAUUUACCUGGUUUGACGAGUUGCAGCUAUAUAACCAGUUGUGCAUGAGGACAACAGCCAGUGUGUUUGUUUUGUUUUUGUUUUUGUUUUUGUUUGUGGUGCAUUUUUGUAAAGAAUUCCGUAGAUUGAAGUGCUCUUUGAAAACAGAACUGAGAUAUAUUUAUUCUUGUUAGCAUCAAACAACAUUUUGUGCAAAUGAUUUGCUUUUCCUGGCAGGCUGAGUACCUUAUCCAGCGCCCACAAUUGCGGGUUCCCAUCUACCAUGUCCACAGGGGAGACAGACGGGAAGCACAUGAAGGGUGUGCUUACAGAGUUGUAGGAGUUAUGUAGUUCUCUUGUUGCCUUGGAAAUCACUGUUGUUUUAAGACUGUUGAACCCAUGUGUUUUUGGCUGGGCUGUGAGUUACAUGAAGAAACUGCAAACUAGCAUAUGCAGACAAAGCUCACAGACUAGGCAUAAAUGGAAGAAAAUGGACCAAAAUAAGGCAGGGUGACACAUAAAUCUAGGGCUUCGGAGAAAACUAAGGGUGGAAGAUGAACUAUAAUCACCUGAAUACAAUGUAAGAGUGCAAUAAGUGUGCUUAUUCUAAGCUGUGAACUUUUUUUAAAUCAUUCCUUUCUAAUACAUUUAUGUAUGUUCCAUUGCUGACUAAAACCAGCUAUGAGAACAUAUGCCUUCUUAUUCCUGUUAACUACCAGUUUAAGUGGCUAACCUAAAUGUCUUAUUUAUCUUCAUUUUGUAUUAGUUUACAUACCAGGUAUGUGUGUGUGCUGUAUCUUCUUCCCUUUAUUUGAAAACACUUUUCACUGGGUCAUCUCCUUGGCCAUUCCACAACACAACUUUGGUUUGGCUUUCAAUGUCACCUUAUUUGAUGGACUGUGUCCCAGUAACAGAAUUUAUGGUAUUCCCAUUGCUGGCUGUUCUUCCGAUCCUUUGCUUCUACAGCACUUGUCUCUCCUAAGAUAGUCAGAAUCUAACUGAUCAGGGGAUGGACUUCACCAUUCAUCGUGUCUCUUCAAUUCUAUUAAAUAGACCACUCUUGGGCUUUAGACCAGGAAAAAGGAGACAGCUCUAGCCAUCUACCAAGCCUCACCCUAAAAGGUCACCCGUACUUCUUGGUCUGAGGACAAGUCUCCACUCCAGUAAGGGAGAGGGGAGGAAAUGCUUCCUGUUUGAACUGCAGUGAAUUCCUAUGGCUCCUGUUUCACCACCCGCACCUAUGGCAACCCAUAUACAUUCCUCUUGUCUGUAACUGCCAAAGGUUGGGUUUAUGUCACUUCAGUUCCACUCAAGCAUUGAAAAGGUUCUCAUGGAGUCUGGGUGUGCCCAGUGAAAAGAUGGGGACUUUUUCAUUAUCCACAGACCUCUCUAUACCUGCUUUGCAAAAAUUAUAAUGGAGUAACUAUUUUUAAAGCUUAUUUUUCAAUUCAUAAGAAAAAGACAUUUAUUUUCAAUCAAAUGGAUGAUGUCUCUUAUCCCUUAUCCCUCAAUGUUUGCUUGAAUUUUGUUUGUUCCCUAUACCUUCUCCCUAAUUCUUUAGUUCCUUCCUGCUCAGGUCCCUUCAUUUGUACUUUGGAGUUUUUCUCAUGUAAAUUUGUAUAAUGGAAAAUAUUGUUCAGUUUGGAUAGAAAGCAUGGAGAAAUAAAUAAAAAAAAAAAGAUAGCUGAAAAUCAAAUUGAAGAAAUUUAUUUCUGUGUAAAGUUAUUUAAAACUCUGUAUUAUAUUUAAAGAAAAAAGCCCAACCCCCAAAAAAGUGCUAUGUAAUUGAUGUGAAUAUGCGAAUACUGCUAUAAUAAAGAUUGACUGCAUGGAGAAA